Drosophila bipectinata is the source of this 1635-nucleotide messenger RNA. RefSeq names its product Ionotropic receptor 94g (gene Ir94g). The record is from RefSeq and is a predicted model, not a curated record. Lineage: Eukaryota; Metazoa; Arthropoda; Insecta; Diptera; Drosophilidae.
AUGUCGCAACUUGACAGCAAGUUGGUCGUUAAUUUAGUUUCAUUGAUAAGCAGUGAUGAGGACUUCACCAGCGCCUUUUAUUUCGACCCAUCAGAUGAAAAAUGUUCUUUGGAGGAGACACUUUCAAGUGGAAUCGGUACCCUGCCUGCUAUAACAUGGCACUCGGAAAUACCACUAAUGUUGCAUCGAUUUGUUGGAGAGGGUCUGUUGGUGUUGGCUUGUCUGCCGGAAAUGCGAUGGAAGGAUCUACUGACCAGCUUAUCAAAGAGUUUGCGGUUCCGAAGACAGGCCCGGGUUAUUAUUGAGUUGAGCACGCAAUUAGACGAAAGUUUAGUUAAUGAAGUGCUGCGGUUCUGUCUGAAUCAAGAUAUGAAUAAUGUGAACGCAAUUUUUGCCAACUUCAAUGAGACGGCAACUAUAUAUGGCUAUGAUGCCUACCCGGAAUUUAAAAUCACGACUCAUUUCUUCAGCGGAGACAGUAAGGUGACCACUCUCUAUCCAAACAAGAUGUUGAAUCUUCAUGAAGGCAGGAUUCGAACCAUGCCAGACUACUCUGAACCAAACACGCUUCUUUACGUGGACAAAGAGGGCCAUCGACACAUUCUGGGUUACUUGUGGGACAUGAUGGAGGCUUAUGCUCGAAAGUGCAAUGCCAGCCUGGAAGUUGUUAAUAAGUACGCAGACGGCAGGACCCUGAACUACGUUGAAAUCAUAGAUGUGGCCCAAACUGGGGUCGUAGAUGUGUCCGCCAGCAUUCAGCCCAUGUCAAUGGCUGAAGUUGAUGUUCAUCAGUUUUCAUAUCCGGCUGAUUUGGCCAGCUGGUGCACAAUGUUGCCAGUGCAGAGGGAUCUUAAUGUGUCAGAAAUACUGACCAGGGUGACACCCAUUAUCACCUUUUCUUUCAUAGUGGCUCUAUGGAUUGUCUACCAAAUUUUGAAAGGACGUUGGCGCUUUCAUCGAAGGCUAAAAACGAUCGGAUGGCAGUUUUUAGUCGUUUUGGUGAGUGCAAACUACGUGAGUAAAUUAUUAACAUUUCUGGCAGCUCCUCCUGCCUUACCGCCGCUGCACAGCCUACAGGACCUAAUCGAUUCCCCGGUAAGGAUCCUUUCACUUCGCAACGAGUACAAAGUAAUGGAAUUCACCCUGAGAACCAAGUAUUCCGCCGCAUUUCGUCUAAUUGAUAAGGCCACCGUUCUGAUUUCAACGCGCAACUCGUUAAACACAUCCUAUGGCUAUACCACCACCAGCACCAAGUGGAAGCUCUUUGAGGAGCAUCAGAAACGAAGCUCCAGACCCUUGUUUCGCUACUCCAAGGAUAUAUGCUUUUUUGAAAUGGUCCUGUUUGGACUUUCUAUUCCUGAGAACUCCCCUCACCGUGUUCCGCUCAAGGACUUCAUUAUGCAGUUGUGGCAAUCUGGCUUAUUCAACUUUUGGGUCUCCAGAGGCUUCUCAUACAUGGUGAAAGCUGGAAGAAUAGACAUCAAGGAUCUAAGGCUGCGACACCGGGCCCAUGCACUAACCAUAGCAGAUCUGAGCCACGUACUUCUAAUAUACUGUAUCGGUAUGCUAAUUAGCUUCGUUCUGUUUACCUUUGAGCUAAUUGUUAGCUGGGUAAAGUCCUGGCUUGGCUUUUAG